UUCCGUAACUCGCAUCCUAAUCCGCGAUUUCCCCAAUUGCUCCGGGAAUCAGCAGCCAUGGCGGCGAUCGCUCUCGGCCGCAGGAUUCUUUUGGGUGCCUUCUCCCGCUCAUGCGCAGCUGGCCCAGCAGCAGCCACGUUGGCUCUGCACACGUCAGCACUGGCCGCUGACGCAAGCAUCCUUCGCCACGACACGUCACCACCAUCGCCAUCCACGUCAUCCUCGUCGCCUCCACCAUGCCCCACCCAAACCUUUCCUCACGCCUCAUACCGAACCUGUCCCCAAACCUCCUUCCAAGCGGCAGCCACAGGCUCGGGAUCACCAUCACCAUCCUCGUUAUUGCACCAUCAGCAUCAGCCGCUUCUGCAGUUUUCGAGCAGAGGGGAUGGGAUUACAUGGGCUCUCGGCCGGGCAAGCAUGCAUGGCAUGGCAGGGAGGCAUGCAGCGGCAGCUGAUCGCGGCAGUACUACAGCUGGCAAUCUCAUUUCUGCAAGGGGCUACAGCUCGGUUGAAAUACACGGCACCACGGUGCUGUGCGUGAGGAAGGGGAACGAAGUGGUGAUAGCCGCAGAUGGGCAGGUGACCAUGGGGGCACAAAUCCUCAAGCCCAAUGUGCGCAAGGUGCGGCGGCUGGGAGAGAAGAAGGCAGUCAUUGCUGGGUUUGCAGGCACAACGGCAGAUGCAUUCACUCUCUUCGACCGAUUCGAGUCCCGGAUAGACGAAUACCCGGGCCAGGUAUGCCGAAUGGCAGCCUUGUUCCACAUUUGCCUCACUCUCUCCGUUCCAAGCUUUGCUCGCUGUCUGCUCUCUACCUGACUUCUUUGCCUGCAACUCCACGCCUCAAUCUAUCAAUUCGUUUUAAUCUGAUUAUCAUCUGAUUAGCAUGCUGUUAUCUCGAUGCCUCGCUGUUCAAUUCGUUUCCUUGAGCAAGUCUGUUUUUUUUUACAAAAGCAGUGUUCUACAAGCCUGCUGCCACGUAUGGCUAAAACCACCACCAAGUGGUGCUCGCUCUAUCAAUUCGUUUUGAUCUGAUUAGCAUACUUUUAUCUCGAUGCCUUGUUCUUCAAUUCGUUUCCCCGUCCUUCGUUUCCCGGACCUUCGUUUCCCGGACCUUCGUUUCCCGGGCCUUCGUUUCCCGGACCUUGGUACCCACUCUAUCCCAUGUGCCUGCGUGCCGCCUCCUCGAGAUCUUAUCCAAUGCAUGCUCACCAUUCCUUAUAAUUACGCAGUGAUCUUUUGAGUCGACUCGAAAGUCUUCUCCCCUGUGCGUGCGUGCCUCCUCAAGAUGUCAUCCCAUGCACACUAUUCCUUCGCAUCUCGCACCUUCCUUGUCCUGUGCCCACCUCUUCUGCUCGUGCCGUAUGCUUUCCCUUUGUCUCUAUCCCAUGUGCCCGCCUCUCCCUUCCCUCCGCGUAUGCCUGCCAUUUCUCCCGUCCUCCUCCCUUCCACUUCUCCUCUGCAGCUCACCCGAGCAGCAGUGGAGCUAGCAAAGGCAUGGCGCACUGACAAGUACCUUAGGAAGCUGGAUGCCAUGCUGGUUGUAGCCGAUGCCAAGGUGUCGCUCACCAUCACAGGCAACGGGGAUGUGCUAGAGCCGCAUGAUGGCAUCAUAGGCAUCGGGUCCGGAGGUCCGUAUGCCCUGGCUGCUGCACGGGCUUUGGCCGACAUCCCUGACUUGACCGCUGAAGCCAUAGUGCGCAAGGCCAUGAAGAUUGCAGCUGAUUGUUGCAUCUACACCAAUGAGAACGUCAAUAUGGAGCAGAUUGUGUUGGAGGAUAAGCCAGCUUCGUGACUACACUCCACAUGAUAGAAGUCUAGUUUAGAGGCGCCUCACAUCUAGAUUGUUGCAUCUACACCAACGAGAACAUCACUCAUUAUGGAGCAGAUCGUGUUGGAGGAUUCCUGUCUCUUGACUGCACUCAUGUUUGGCAACUGUACCUUGACAACUUGAAGGGAACAGAUUGCAGCCGAUUGUUGCAUCUACCCUACACCAACG
Molecule: messenger RNA, 1996 nt
Organism: Closterium sp. NIES-67
Lineage: Eukaryota; Viridiplantae; Streptophyta; Zygnematophyceae; Desmidiales; Closteriaceae
Source: the annotation of a GenBank genome assembly